Molecule: messenger RNA, 1501 nt
Organism: Homarus americanus (American lobster)
Lineage: Eukaryota; Metazoa; Arthropoda; Malacostraca; Decapoda; Nephropidae
Product: probable thiopurine S-methyltransferase
Exons: 7
Coding region: 132-866 (244 amino acids)
Molecular function (GO): thiopurine S-methyltransferase activity
Source: RefSeq, a predicted model, not a curated record
ACUAUUUUCUAUGAUCAGUCAGUCGACUCGUAGCAACGGUGAGAGUAACAGCGUUCUCUGCAAGUGCAUUGGAAUAAUUUUCCGUCUACGCAACGUCUACGGUCAUUAUCUGUUCAGACUCGGAGUGGACCAUGGCUGACCACCAGGAGGGCCUUACCAACGUGGACGCCUGUGAGUCCAUGGACGACUCGCUUAUGCAGAAGAAAGAAUGGCAUCUAGGUGAUUGGGUAGAAAUGUAUGACAAAUAUCCAUCCAGUAAAGCCAAAGGAGGGCCGUCUGAACAAUUGGUGAAGUAUGUGAAGGAGCUCUUGCCGUCUGAGCCAGCCCACGUACUGGUGCCUCUGUGUGGGAAGUCGCCCGAUCUACGAUGGCUGUACGAGCGAGGGAACACAGUGGUUGGCCUCGAGGGUGUAGAGAAACCAGUGAGGGAGUUCUACGAGAUGUACCCUGACCUCCAGCACUCUGUAGAGGACCUCCCCUUCGGUAAACUCUUCAAGAGUAGUGAUGGGCGGCUGCAGGUGUACGUGUGUGAUGUAACGCAGGUGCCUUCUGAAGCCUUGGGCAAGUUCGAUGCGGUGUUUGACUGGGGAGCCUACACCGCCAUAGUGGAAGGGGAUAGACAGAGGUAUGUGGACGUGGUGAUGGCGACGAUGAAGGAGGACUCCAGGUACUUCCUUGAGGUGUGUCAUGACGGGCCCCCAGAAGCUACCGGCAUCCCUAACUCCGUCUCCUUCAGGACCUUAAAGCUAGAGUUUGGACCUUCAUGGAGACUGAGGGUGUUGGAAACUCUGGACAUCAGUGAGGACUGGGAGGUGGAGUCCUUCUUCAACAGUUACUUCCUCAUAACUCCCAAGAACUCUCAGUAGAUAUAUGGAGGUUGAGGCCAUCAACAACCAUAGGAACAUAACAUCAUAAGAAUGGAGGAAACUGCAGCUGGUCUAUUGGUCCCUACUGGGUAGUGCAGUUGACAUCAAACCCCGAUGGCUAAUAUAUCCAUCCAACCUAUAUUUGAAGCUAUCUAGUGUGUUAGAGUUAAUGAUGAUGUUUGGUAACUUGUUCCACUCAUCCACUACUCUAUUUCCAAACCAAUGUUUACCUAUCUUGCACCUAAAUCUAAAUUUUUCUAAUUUGAAACUAUUGUUAUGAGUUUGCUCCUGGCUGGAUAGUUUGAGUAACUUUGUUAUAUCACCUAUGUAUAGCCCUGACUUACAUUUAUACACUUCUAUCAUAUUGCCCCUCACUUUACGUCUCUCAAGGGAGUACAAAUAAAGAUACUUUAACCUGUCUCUGUACUCAAGGUUUCAUCUUUCUAGGGAUUAUAUAUCCAUUCUGUAGUACAGUCUCACUGUAAGAGCGCGAUUUCCUUACUUCAUAUUCUAUACUAUCCUUCUGAGUUAUUCCUUUUAUUCUUCAAUUCUUUAUAUAUAAAUAUAUAUAUAUAUAUAUAUAUAUAUAUAUAUAUAUAUAUAUAUAUAUAUAUAUAUAUAUAUAUAUAUAUAUA